Molecule: messenger RNA, 1119 nt
Organism: Penicillium longicatenatum
Lineage: Eukaryota; Fungi; Ascomycota; Eurotiomycetes; Eurotiales; Aspergillaceae
Product: TauD/TfdA dioxygenase family protein
Exons: 2
Coding region: 1-1119 (372 amino acids)
Molecular function (GO): oxidoreductase activity
Source: RefSeq, a predicted model, not a curated record
AUGACUACCACCACAAUUUGCUGCAAGCCUCUCAGUCCGCCCAAUGCCUCAAAAAUUGACUUUGGGGUUGAGUUGAUGGGGGUGAACCUUGAGGCUAUGAACGACAAUGAAUUUACCAUCCUCCGUCAAGCUCUAUACGAGAACCAGAUUGUUGUCAUCAAGAACCAAGGCAACCUGACCCCUCGAGCACAAUAUGAGCUCACCCGCCGAUUCGACCCUGUCGCUGGAGUCUACAGCCACGGCAAAUCCAUCGACAAGCGAAGCGUUCUCCACGCCGAUCUCACAACAAUUCCCCAUCAGCCACAAGUGCAAGUCAUUGGUCAUGGCUUCGUCAAGGAGUAUGAAGGAUUAUCCAACAUCCAGCUACGACACCCCCACCACAAAGCCUUCCACAAAACUCCGAUCUCGGCUGAAGAGGACGAGGACUUCACGCAUUUCUAUCGCUGGCACAUCGACUCAGCGAUGUACAAUCUAGACCCGCCUCUUGUCACAUCACUACUAGCAGUCCAAGUACCCAAGGGCAGACGCCAGACGUGCCGCUACGACGACGGUACAGCCGAUACCCUCGAUGUUCCCCUUGGAACAACGGCAUUCUUCAGCGGAUACCGUCUCUACGAACUACUAUCCGAAGAAGAAAAGCAGUUCGUCCGCACUAGCAAGGUUGAAUACGCACCUCACCCUUAUAUUUGGAUGAGCAAAGCGAAGUCCCGCUCGAAUGGGCUUGGCAUCGUCUCAGAGGGAUUGGAACUUGCGGAUGAGGAUUUACCCCCGUUCGAGUCUGACAAGAUCAAAACAUACCCUAUGGCCUGGAAGAACCCAAUUACCGGCAAAUUAGCCAUGAUGGUCUACCCAACUUGUGUCAGAAAAAUUCAUCUGGAGAAUGGCGAGGUAUUGGACAAUCUUACUGAGAUUCGGGAGCGCUUGUAUAAGUUGCAGAGACGGGGGAUUGAUCCUUCUCUGAUCUAUCCUCAUGACUGGCAAGAGGGUGAUCUUGUGCUCUUUAACAACCAUGGAGUCAUGCAUUCUAUUGUGGGCUCUUUUAAGGACCAUGAGGUUCGGGUUUUCAGGCAAUGUAAUAUGGCUGCGAGUCGGCCUCCAAUGGGACCCUCAGCGGUCUAA